Messenger RNA from Cladophialophora yegresii CBS 114405, 678 nucleotides. RefSeq lists its product as uncharacterized. Gene Ontology annotation, biological process: multivesicular body membrane disassembly; piecemeal microautophagy of the nucleus; neutral lipid catabolic process. Gene Ontology annotation, molecular function: glycerophospholipase activity. NCBI's taxonomy places the organism in Eukaryota, Fungi, Ascomycota, Eurotiomycetes, Chaetothyriales, Herpotrichiellaceae. The record is from RefSeq and is a predicted model, not a curated record. The transcript has 2 exons. The coding region runs from base 1 to 678 and encodes 225 amino acids.
AUGCCGAACGAGAAUGUCAUUGUCGCAUUCAAAGGGACAACCGUCGGUAGGGUUGUAUACGGGAGCUUUCCCACGAAAAUUACCGACGCGACUAGACCCGACUCAUCACUGGAGGAGCAAAGACAGGCUAAUGACAACCUCCUGUCAGCUGUUGCUGUGCUACGCAACGACCAGAUCCAUUCUGACCGAGAUUAUUCCACAGCGCUUGCCAUCAUGCGCAACUUUUCGACAUGGUAUCCAAACGCCUCCAUCUGGACGGUGGGCCAUUCCGUCGGUGGAUCUUUGGUCAGCCUGAUGGGUCUGACAUUCAACAUCCCCUCCGUGUCCUUCGAGGCUCCGCCGCAGAAGCUGGCCGCUGAGAGACUCGGCCUCGCCCCCCCUCCGCGGUCCACAGAUUUUCACAUUGGAAAUACGGCUGACCCAGUGUUCAUGGGUACAUGCAAUGGCGAUUUCUCAUCGUGUUCGGUUGCCGGCUGCGCCUUCGAAAGCCAAUGCCAUACUGGAAAGCUCUGUGUUUACGACACCGUUCAGGACCAGGGCUGGCGACGGAGUAUCACGAACCAUCGCAUUAAUGUGGUGAUCCCUCAGGUACUGGAAGCCUACAACAGCACUCCUGUACGUGAAGCCGACGAUGAGUGCGUCGACUGCUUUAACUGGAAAUUCGACGAGACACGAUGA